Fomitopsis serialis is the source of this 720-nucleotide messenger RNA. RefSeq lists its product as uncharacterized. The transcript has 7 exons. Lineage: Eukaryota; Fungi; Basidiomycota; Agaricomycetes; Polyporales; Fomitopsidaceae. The record is from RefSeq and is a predicted model, not a curated record. Bases 1 to 720 code for a protein of 239 amino acids.
AUGGCCAAGCAAGCCUCUCGCAAGAAAACCGGCGGCCGUGACGUGUCAACUCGUCGGCAGGGAUCGCGUGGCGGCCGGAACGCCCGCCAAGCAUCGAGAAGCCCAAUCGGGCUUGAUGAUGAGCCGAUUCACCCUGCGCCGGGUCCCAAUGUUCACGGAGCUAAUACGGGUGCCGGUCACAGUGGCGGGCAGGCUGUCCCCGGCCGACUAUUCAGCAUUCCGAAGGAAGAGCCCGGCCGACUCUUCAACAUUCCCAAGGAAGAGCCCGGCCGACUUUUCAAUAUUCCGAAGGAAGAGCCUGCAGAUGCGAUUCUGCCAAUUGCCACCCACGCAGCAUCCGGCCGGAAUGUUCACGGACCGAGGACAGAUGCCGGUGGCAGUGGGGAACCAAUCGCCCCGGGCAAGUUCUUCAACAUUCCAAAGGAAGAGGAUGUGGAGAUGGCCGUGCCUAUUGCAGGUCCAGAGCGUGCUCGCUCGGCGUCGGUGGCUCCACGCCUAUUUGGAAUCCCGAUGGAAGUUGAUUCGGACGUUGGUACCGACAAGAAGGUGCCUGUCGAGUCGCCGCUGGCGACGGUGAGAAGGGGAGGAAGCUUGUUCGGCAUCCCAACGGAGGAUGAGAUACCGGACAUGGAUCCGCUUGUCGCGAAGAUGUUGGCAACAACACUAGCAUCGCGGGCCGGGAGCUCCGUUGCACGUAGUGUUGCCGAGGUUCAGUCCUGA